AUCAGCCCUUUUUUGUUUUUUUGCCAGCUCCAGCUUUUUUUCCUUUUCCUACGACAGUCCUUCCACCCCCAUCUUUGGCCUCCCUCUCUCCUUUCUCUUCAUAAUGCCCUCUCCAACCUUAAUCUCUUUAGAGAUCACUUAGAGAAGGAAACAACUAUUUGGGUCUUGUCCAAAUCCCACCAUCUCACUCCAAUGGCUGAAGUGGUUGUGGCUAAGAGCCUUCUGUUCUCCUUCCUCUUCUUUCUUCACAAUGUUUGCUCUUCAGGAACCAUUGUGGGUUUCUCAUACGAUGCAAGGGAAGAGAAUCCUGCCUCGAGAUCUCCCAUAAAGACACUGUCUUUCCUUCAGAAGAAUAUGGUGUCUUCCUCUCAGUUUAAGGUCUUUCUCACGGACCCAGGAGCAUUCAUAGAUUUACCACCCAACACUGGAAUCUCUGUUGAUCUCUUUGUGGACCAACUCAAACUGUUUAAGCAAGUGAAAUCUAAGGAUUCCACCACCUCAUGGCUCAAAACCCAUCUUGUAGACACUCUCCCCUAUUUGAACAUCAGUAACAUUCUAGUUGGCAGUACUGAACAAAGCCUACCUUUGCUUCUUUCCACCUUGAGCUCGAUAGAGACUUCUCUCAAGAACUUUGAUCUUGAUAAAAGCAUUGGUGUCUCAGCCAUGUUUCCCUUCUCCACCCUUAUGACCUUGGACGAAUCUAACAAUAAAAAUCUGCUGAAGCUAAUGAACUUUAUAAAGAACUCCAAGUCUUUUGUGGCAGUAGAGACACUUGUAGAGGGAGCACUGAGCUUGGGAGAUGGCUUUGUUCAAUCCACCAUCCAAAAUGCUAUGUGGGCUUGCAUUACUCUACCUUAUCCUGACAUCCCCAUAGUUCUGUAUGUGAAGAGCUCUGUUGUGCCAAGUGGCAGGGAAAUAGCUGAAUUUACUGAGAGAAUGAUGAAAUCUAUCGAUAACCAUGCUCUGAUAAGAGAAAGGAUUUUGGGACUGUUUGCUGAUAUAUCCCAUGUUGGAGAAUUUGAGCAGAAGAAACCUAGUUGGGAGGAUGAAUUAAUCUUCCCUUCUCGUAGAGAACUUCUUGGCCAUGAUAAUAGACCCGUAUCUGCAACCAAAACAAUAGUCCAUGAUUCUGUCGUCCCAACAACGAACCCUGCAACAACACCUAUAACAGUUCCCUCGACAAACCCAGCACCAGCAAUUAUCACUGUACCCUCUACCAAUCCUGUUACAGUUUUUCCCACAAAUCCCACCACAGCACCAAUUACUGUUCCCCCCUUGGAUCCUGUACCCACACCAAUCAUGGUCCCUCCGUCAAAUCCCAUGCCAACACCUGCCACAACACCAGUAGUGCCUACGACUAAUCCUGCUAUGACACCCACAACACUCCCUGUCAGCCCACCGGUAACCAACCCUGUGACAACCUAUCCAUAUCCACCAUCUGGGAGCACACCAUCUUUAACACCACCGGUAACAGUGCCGAGCACAGUCCCUGUUUCACCAACAAUUUCUGGGCAGACUUGGUGCGUGGCCAAGACUGGGGCUUUGGAUGUGGCACUCCAGAUGGCACUGGAUUAUGCUUGUGGGAUUGGAGGAGCAGACUGCUCCACAAUUCAACCAACAGGGAGCUGCUACAAUCCAGACUCCCUCCAAGCCCAUGCCUCAUAUGCCUUCAACAGCUACUACCAGAAGAAUCCAGUGCCAACAAGCUGCGAUUUUGGAGGAACAGCAAUGAUCGUCAAUGUUAAUCCAAGCUCAGGAAGUUGCAUAUACCCAUCUUCCAGUUCUGUUUCUGGUUUCAGUCCUGCUACCACCACUACUGGUUCCAGUUCAGGUUCAUCAGUUUUGAACACCAAUAACACAGGUGACUCUGGUACAGUUUUUGGGUCCAACAACCCUGCAGGCGCUACAAACGAUUCAUUCUCUCUUGCUGCUGGUUGGAUCUUCUUAUUGUUCGUGCUUACCAUAGCCUGUAUCACUGGUAACAUCUAGUAGCUUGUUAUUUUCAGUUCUUGAGCAGUAGCUACAGCAGUAUACAUCCGAUCGGUGUGUAGAGAAGAUUUAGAAGUUUGAUGUAUAUAUGGACUGAGCAGAUCCUAGUCAUUGUUAGAGAUGACCCAAUGAAAAGUUUGAUUGCUCUAUAUACAUUGUGGGAAUGUGAUUUCACUUUAGGAAAAGCUAAAGAAUAUUUCUGAAUGUACAAAUGAUUACAGAGAAACAGAAUGUAACAUGGGGUUCAAUCAGGGAAAAGAUCUGUUCUCUAUCAACAAUACCGGGGCUGCUUUGUUUAAAUGCUACUGCACUAUACAUUACUGGAUCUCAACAUCUCGUCAAGUACAUAAUGACGGAGAGAAUGAACUCUUUUUGUAAGAACAGCCACACCUGAUGUAGACAUUAGAAAUAUGGAGCUUCAUACUGGAGCUCAGCUCUUCAUAAAUUGCUGCUUCUAGAU
Messenger RNA from Elaeis guineensis (African oil palm), 2449 nucleotides. RefSeq lists its product as uncharacterized. The record is from RefSeq and is a predicted model, not a curated record. Lineage: Eukaryota; Viridiplantae; Streptophyta; Magnoliopsida; Arecales; Arecaceae.